This is a messenger RNA of Brugia malayi, 417 nucleotides long. RefSeq lists its product as uncharacterized. Bases 1 to 417 code for a protein of 138 amino acids. The transcript is spliced from 3 exons. The record is from RefSeq and is a predicted model, not a curated record. NCBI's taxonomy places the organism in Eukaryota, Metazoa, Nematoda, Chromadorea, Rhabditida, Onchocercidae.
AUGCGAGCGGCGCCUUUUCUAUCCCGACUUACUGCUCUUUCCAGGUUACCAAACAGAUGCUGUCAAACAAGUCAAACAAGGUCACCGAAGGAGGAUAAAUAUGAGAUGUUCCGUAAAUUAAACGAAUAUGCCAGUUCUGGAUUGUGGGAUGAUAGGUACAAUAAACCAAGAUUAUUUCUUUUCGGUAAAAAUCGGCAAAAAGUAUAUGAAAUUCAUGAUAAAAUGACACCUAAAACAGAUCCAUUUUUUCAACGAUCACCAUAUGGGGUGCAUUUGGAGGUAAUGUAUCGUUUAAGUUUGGGAAUUGCCGCCAUAACGAUUAUUUGCUCAUUGUAUGUUAUGUUGAUCCCGGAGGAGAAGCGUCUAAAAUACAAAUAUCGCAAAGAGCAUCAUGCUUCUGGUGAAGAACAUAACUGA